Molecule: messenger RNA, 1237 nt
Organism: Malus domestica (apple)
Lineage: Eukaryota; Viridiplantae; Streptophyta; Magnoliopsida; Rosales; Rosaceae
Product: putative glucose-6-phosphate 1-epimerase
Biological process (GO): carbohydrate metabolic process
Cellular component (GO): cytoplasm
Molecular function (GO): carbohydrate binding; glucose-6-phosphate 1-epimerase activity
Source: RefSeq, a predicted model, not a curated record
ACCAAACCGUCACUGAGUCACAGAAGAAGAUUUGUGUAUAUGGAGUGGGAACCACACAAACCAACCCACUCGAAUCGACGAAGAAGAUGGCGAUGGCGAUGGUUUCUAUGCUCGUUUCGCUCCCCACCCUCACUCCUCCCAACUCCCGCCGAGUCAACCGGUUUUGGCAAACAACGCCAAAAACGUCGUCAUCCGUGAUGGCUGUUGCAAGCGGCGCCGGAAGCAAAGAGAGCGUUACUGCAGGGGUGAAAUUUGCAGAGGGAGAAGAGAAAUUACCCAAGGUCGUUUUGACCAGCGCCGGCGGCAGUGAGGCGGAUGUAUAUUUAUAUGGCGGUGUUAUUACUUCUUGGAAAGUCCCAAAUGGGAGGGACCUGCUUUUUGUUCGACCUGAUGCGGUGUUCAACAAGAAGAAACCAAUCAGUGGAGGCGUUCCACAUUGUUUUCCACAGUUUGGACCAGGCCCUAUGCAGCAGCACGGAUUUGCAAGAAAUCUGGACUGGUCCGUCAUUGAUUCUGAAAAUGUGCAAGGAGAUCCUACCAUAACUUUAGAACUAAAGGAUGGUGAAUACAGUCGCUCAAUGUGGGAUUUCAGCUUUCAAGCUUUGUACAAGGUCACUUUGCAAACAAAGAACCUUUCCACUGAACUUGUAAUUAAAAAUACAGACAGCAAGCCAUUUUCAUUCAGCACCGCAUUGCAUACAUACUUCCGGGCUGCUGUACAAGGGGCAUCAGUUAAAGGUUUGAAAGGCUGCAAAACACUAAAUAAAGAUCCUGAUCCCAAGAAUCCACUGGAGGGCAAGGAAGAAAGGGAUGGGAUCACUUUUCCUGGAUUCGUGGAUUGUGUAUACCUGGAUGCCCCUAAUGAGUUACAUCUUGAUAAUGGCUUAGGUGAUGUAAUAUCUAUCAAGAACACAAAUUGGACAGAUGCUGUUUUGUGGAACCCAUAUCUGACAAUGGAAGCAUGCUACAAAGAUUUUGUUUGUGUUGAAAAUGCAAAGAUUGGAAACGUACAGCUAGAGCCUGGUAAUACGUGGAUUGCUACGCAACAUCUUAGCAUUAAUUGAAGAGUGGCUGAUUCCUGUUAUUCAAUUUUGUAAAAAUAACAUAUCGUCUUUGUCUUUGAGUCCUUUAUUGUUAUAGAAAGCUUUUAAGCUACAAAACAAGCAAAGCUUAUGAAUAAUGGAUGAUCCUGUCUAUGCCGCCAUUCUGAAUAUAAUGUUUCCUUGGCGUGAUCGGU